UUUCAGAAUUCAGAUUUAUGGAUUAUGGGAAUGAAAAGUAAUUAUUUUAUUAGAAGUUCUUGAUAUUUAUGAAAGCAUACCUAAAUUUUCAUUAUGGAUGGCCUUCCCAUUGAAGUUGUUAUCAAAAUAUUAAGUUAUUUAAACAGUUACGACUUGAUGCAAUUCUGUAACUCAUUUGAAAACUAUAGUUAUAUUUUACAGGAGAAGGAUGUAAUUCGAAUAGUAGAUUUUUCUGGAAAAUUUGGGACCCAAAACAUCCAUCUCUGUAAAUAUAUUUCCACAAAUUUGAACUGCAACUAUAUAAAGGUUUUAAAUAUUAGUUACAUAUACUGGAUACCUAGUCAAGAUCUGAGACGAUUAAUAAAAAAGUUAGAAAACCUUGAAAUUCUGUAUGCUAUCAGUACAAAGUUAGGAAUAAAAGAUAAGGAUAUUGCUGAAUAUACUAAAUUAAAAAAACUUGCUAUUUCUGUUGAGGAUAAUCAAUUUGAUCAUUCAACUGUGAUUGCGAGUAAAAAUUUAAAAAAUUUAAAGUCAUUAUGUUUGAAAGUUGAACAAAAAAUGGAAGAAUAUAAUGGAAUAUAUCUUUUCUUUCGAGAUCUUAAACAAUUAGAGGAACUAUGGAUUUUUGACGAAGUUGAAAGUACUUGCCGCAUUAAUUAUGGCCAAAUUGCUGUGUUAUUAAAUAAUUUAAAGAAGUUUGUUAUUAAAUCAAAAACUGUUUUACCUUAUUAUGACUUCGGUUACACAGGUCUUAUUAAAGUAUUUGAAUGCAAGAGAAGGGAAUCUGCAACUGAAUUAGUAUAUGAAAAGGUUGUAGCUAAAUCUGAGGGAAUGAAACCUUCUAUCUUUGAACCAGCAGAAAACGACUACGAAAGAUCUUGGCAAAUUUUUCAAAAUCUUCACAAAGAUAUAUCUUAUGGGCCUAAGGAAAGUCAAAUAAUUUAUUUAACAAAGUCCAUAAAAGAGGUGUAUUUUGAAGAUUUAAAUUUCUGUCACACCAUUAUUUUAUGCAAUUCUAAAUAUAUAGAUGCUGCAUUAAAAAUUCUAUCAUUCAAAAAUUCUUCCAAGUUAAAAAGGCUAAGUUUUAGAUCUUGCCUGUUUCAAAAUCACACAGGGAAUAUAAAAGAGGAACUUACUUCUGGUUUCAAAAGGUCAAGAAAAGGAGUUCAGGUUAAUUCUGCAUUUCACCCUUUUCAAACUGCUGCGAAUAACUUAAAAAAUUUGAGGGAACUGGAAAUUUUAACAUGUCCAGGAUGUACAUCAGGAGCAGUAAUAUCGGCAUUUCCAUUAAUAGGGAUAUUCCAAUAUUUAGAAAAAUUAGUUCUCGAAAUACCUCUUUUGUUGGAUGGUUCUUUUUUAAAAGAGGUUUUCACAAAGUGUCAACAUUUAGAAUCAUUAUAUUUAUUUUGUAAGGGUCAAAAUGUUAAAUUUAUUACGAAUUUGUGCAAAAAUUUGAAAUAUUCGCAGAAUUUAAGACACUUUAGAUUAGACCAUAAAGAGGUUCCAAUUACUAAGCUGUUGAAUGGUUUCAAUGAAAUAGAGCUGAAAAAAUUAUUAAGAAUUUUUGUAAAAUGUGAUAACUUACGGGGUGCCGACAAUCAAGAGGAAUCUUUUUCUAUUUUCAUGAAAAAUAACCCCCAAUUAAUUUUUUGUGUUUUUGUUAUUGAUGGUAAUACAAAAAAGCAGAACAGUGAUCUCCAGCAUACUAUAAAUAAAUUUAAAAAUGGUAACCCCGCUAAAGUUUUUUUCGUGAAAAAAGACGUUUCUUCUUUUAGUGGAGUUUUUCCUAUGCCCACAGCUCACCAUGACUUAAUUUUUUAUCGCACUAACGUUGCUGUGAUUAAUAUUGACGAAUUUUAAAAUAUUUUUGUCUAAUUUGUUAAUUUUUUUUUGAAGUUUUUAAUAAAUGUAA
Messenger RNA from Anoplophora glabripennis (Asian longhorned beetle), 1912 nucleotides. RefSeq lists its product as uncharacterized. The coding region runs from base 94 to 1860 and encodes 588 amino acids. The transcript has 10 exons. The record is from RefSeq and is a predicted model, not a curated record. Gene Ontology annotation, molecular function: protein binding. Lineage: Eukaryota; Metazoa; Arthropoda; Insecta; Coleoptera; Cerambycidae.